AUGAACAUUUCUCAACCACUUGAGCUUGUUACAUUGAUGUUCAUCGCUCUAGAAAGAUUUUACGCAAUAACGUAUCCUUUGAACCACAGAACCUUAACCAAACGGGUUUAUGUCCAUGGUGUUUUGUGGCCGUGGGCUUGUGGUAUGUUAGUCGCACUGAUCAGCUUCUCUCCAGAGCUCCUUCCCGAUUCAGCAUUUCCCCUCGUUGCCCCUCUGAUUUUGACAUCUCUGGCCGUGAUCGGUGUGUUGGCCGUUAGCAUUUUGUACACGUUCAUCUGGAUUUUCUCGAGAAAACACGAUCCUCGAAUACCGCGAGAAAGGCGCGAGCAGGACAAGAGACUUGCCAAAACCCUUUUCGUCGUGACAUUGACCUCUGUUGUAACCUGGAUGCCAUUUGCUUUGAUGCCCGUUCCACUGCAAGAAAUUCAUGAAAUUUGCAACAUGCACAUCAGGGCUUACUUUGCUGGAAGGCUUUUUCUGUUGGCAAAUUCAUUUCUCGAUCCAGUUGUUUAUUGUUUCCGCAUUUCAGAAUUCAAGAAGAUUCUUAGAAGAAUGUUCAGUUGUAGCAGGGUGGGGUAA
This is a messenger RNA of Pocillopora damicornis (cauliflower coral), 579 nucleotides long. Its product is annotated as adrenocorticotropic hormone receptor-like. Gene Ontology annotation, cellular component: plasma membrane. Lineage: Eukaryota; Metazoa; Cnidaria; Anthozoa; Scleractinia; Pocilloporidae. The record is from RefSeq and is a predicted model, not a curated record. Gene Ontology annotation, biological process: G protein-coupled receptor signaling pathway. Gene Ontology annotation, molecular function: G protein-coupled receptor activity.